AAUUGACACUCCUUUCAACUGUGACACCUUUUUGGGACAGCAAUUUGAGUCUAACUGCAAAUUACUCAGGCCACAAUGUCAGAGAAACCAAAAUCACCCACUGUAAAUGCACAAAACCCAGAUGCCACCAGAGAACAAUUCACUGCGGCAGUAGAUGAGCUGUUAGAUCAACUGCAACACAAGUUCGAUGCCGUAUCGAGGGAGAUGUUCACGAAAUUUGACGACAUGGCAAGACGGUUAGACGAGUUAGAAGCUUCUUUGAUGAUAUCUGGAGAUGCGGCAACGCCGACGACGACAGCAUCCACCCCUACGACUACGACGAAAUAGAUAAUCGAGGGUCUUUUGUUAUUAUUGCUUUGAAUCGUUCGAUACCAAAAUCCCAUACGGGAUAAUCCUGCAUUUGCCUCGACGUCGAGAUGUUCUAAUAAAUGCCGGAGUUUAUGGGGAUUUUUCUGGUUCUUGAGCGUUGAUCUCGGGGUUCUGCGUUGAAAUAUGGGAAAUAUGGCCGACUUUUUUUCACGGCUACUACGCGGAUACAUGCGUUCGUCUUGAUUAUUUUCUUUUCUCUCUGCAAAUCUUCACAAGAUACCCAACUACGCAGGCAUGAAACAUGGAU
Molecule: messenger RNA, 616 nt
Organism: Monascus purpureus
Lineage: Eukaryota; Fungi; Ascomycota; Eurotiomycetes; Eurotiales; Aspergillaceae
Source: the annotation of a GenBank genome assembly